Messenger RNA from Trichomycterus rosablanca, 940 nucleotides. Its product is annotated as apoptosis facilitator Bcl-2-like protein 14. The coding region runs from base 202 to 843 and encodes 213 amino acids. The record is from RefSeq and is a predicted model, not a curated record. Gene Ontology annotation, biological process: regulation of extrinsic apoptotic signaling pathway. NCBI's taxonomy places the organism in Eukaryota, Metazoa, Chordata, Actinopteri, Siluriformes, Trichomycteridae. The transcript is spliced from 6 exons.
GACUUUGACCGAGUAGCGGUGUAAUUCGACACUAGUUUAUCAAUUAAAAAAAAAAAAAAACAUUAAUCCUCGUAUUUAAAUCGUUAAUGAGUUAAAAACAACUAUACAGGCUUUCUCUCACGCUAAAGGAGCACACCGUUCACCUUGUGUUCGCGUGCAGGUUACAUUGGUCAGGAGAGUUUGGGGUUUCAUGCUAAGAAGAUGGAGACCAACAUGUCACCCAAAGAGUCAUUUAUCACAGAGCUUCAACUCCUGGAGACUUAUCACUGUAUGAGAAAGUCAAAAACAAGGGCCAAGCCUCAAAACAAAGUCACAAAUACUGGAGUACUAUUUAAAAAAAUAGUAGUGACUCCACAGGGUCCUGCUUCUGCAGGCACAGGUACAACUAGCAGUGUUGUAGAUGAGCUAACCCGCAUUGUAGACAGAGUGCCUGCUGCUCAGGAUGAAGUGCAAACAGAUAGUGAUACAGAUCUUAUUCAACGGCUUGUUGAUUUAUUGAAAGAGUCUGGUGACAAGCUGAAUGAAAAGAUUCAGAGGGACAAGGAGCUUUUAGGCUAUCUCGAGAACUGUUUCUCAUACAACCUCUUUGAGACGCUAACCGCAGCCUUUAUCUGCAAAGUGGUACCGGCAAGAGAGCAGGCAGAAGAGACUACUGAGCAGAAAAGAAAAAUUGCUUGGACCUUUGAGAUGACCAGCAGGCUGAGUGCCCUAGACCUACAACCCAUGAACAGGGUCAUGGGAUUUGGAGCGCAAUAUGUGCACCAGCAUUUUACACCAUGGAUUCAACAGCACGGUGGCUGGGAAAACACAUUUAACAGUAAUGAAAAUGAUGAUAUGCUGUGAAACCUUCUUACAACCUUCAUACAACUCACAAGAAUGUUUGUCUCCUUUGUUUGGGGAAAAAAGUUAAAUAAAGCAAUGACAUUAUUGUUAAAUUAAA